Molecule: messenger RNA, 1356 nt
Organism: Arabis nemorensis
Lineage: Eukaryota; Viridiplantae; Streptophyta; Magnoliopsida; Brassicales; Brassicaceae
Source: the annotation of a GenBank genome assembly
AUGUUAUUAACAAGAUCUUCUGUGGUGGGGGCCAGGAAGCUUGAAGAUUGUGCAGCUGCAGAGCAAUAUUAUGUAGAGAUUGGAAGACCAGAUGCUUUUAUGCAAUGUUAUGUUCAAGGCUGCUGUUCGUCUCUCAACAACCACGGGGAAUCACUUGAUCAUUUGCAAAAACUGUCUCCUGAUAUGCCCUUAAAGCUGGCAUCAGAUACAAUUUUGAGAAUGAUGAGGGCUAGGGUUCAUCAUCAUCGUCAAGGGCAAGAAAACGGUGGAGGAGGAGUAAAAUGUGCAAUGGGUGUAGACUCAAGGUUGGCAAGAUUAGAAGAAAGAUCACGACACGUGCAGAGAAAUGAUGAGAGCCUCUGUGAUUCCUGCUAUGCCCGCCUAGGAACUAAGCUCUUUGCGAUGUACCCUGAUGAUACCAUUGUCUGUUACAAGCACAUCUGCGUCUGGGUGCUUGAUAAGCACGCCUUGUCAGAGGCUCAUGCCAGGGCUGGGUUAUCCGAAGCGGCUGAAGACUCGUUUCUCGAUCUGAUUCGAGCUGAUGGAGGGAAGCUGGUGCGGCUGAGACAUCCCGGUGUUGUUCACGUGGUUCAAGCCCUUGGCGAGAACAAAAAUGCCAUGGCUAUGGUUACUGAACCGCUCUUCUACUCUGUGGCUAAUGCGCUUGGGAAUGUAGAAAAUGUCAAUAAUGUACCGAAAGAUCUCAAGGCCAUGAAGGUUCUUGUUACUUUGGCUGGUUCCUGGAAGCUUGCUGGAUUUGGCUUUGCUAUUUCAGAAGCACAGGCUGGGAAUUUGGAUAACGAAUAUGAAGUUGAGGGCUCAAUCUUGCCACUCCAACCAUCUUUAAAUUAUAUUGCACCUGAAUUGGUGCGGAGAAAAACUUCUUCCGCUGGAGUUUCUUCGGACAUUUUUAGUUUCGGGUGUCUUGCCUAUCAUUUAGUUGCACGGAAACCAUUAUUUGAUUGCCAGAACAAUGCCAAGAUGUACAUGAACACAUUGAACUAUUUAACAAAUGAAACUUUCUCAUCUAUACCUUUGGACUUGGUAUCUGAUUUGCUAUCAAUGAACGAGUCCUUUGGACCAACAUCAUUAGAUUUCACACGAAGGAAUACGGAAUCUUCGUGGGGUUUCAUCGUUUCUUGUGACAAGCCUUACUCUACUCAUUGCUUGUGCACUUACAUCUUGGACUACAACCUUCACCUGCAGGAUCUAAUUUUUUCCGAAGCGACACUAGAUUACGUGCCCUCCGUUUCCUUGAUCAUAUGCUUGUAUGAAAGAGACAACAUGCAGAAGUCUGAAUUCUUAAAAGCAUUAUCCGAUAUGUGGAAGGAUUUUGAUUCCCGUGUAUUGCGGUAG